AAUAAAAAUCACAUCCUCUCCUUCCUCGCAAAGCUACAAACUGUAAGAUGUCAUCUCCUCUCCGCUUCGGUGCUUCUCCGGCAUUUCACAACUCCCAUCGCUACCACAAUAAACACUCACUGUAAGAGGCGAUUUCCACCAAUUCUCUUCCUUUUCAAGAUUUUUCGUGUCUCUGUCUAUUGCUGCGGAUAGGGCAAGCGAUCUAUAUCAGUUCCUUUUUCAGGCAUUUCUGCAAUGCACCGUGUGGGCAGUGCAGGCAACACAUCCAACUCAUCCCGUCCUCGGAAGGAGAAGCGGUUAACGUAUGUGCUAAAUGAUGCAGACGACACAAAGCACUGUGCAGGCAUAAAUUGCUUAGCCGUAUUGAACUCAUCACAACCUGAUGGUUGUGAUUAUCUAUUUACGGGAAGCCGAGAUGGGACACUGAAGAGGUGGGCAUUGGCUGAAGAUGCAGCCACCUGUUCUGCAACAUUUGAGUCGCAUGUCGACUGGGUUAAUGAUGCCGUCCUUGCAGGCAACACCCUCAUAUCCUGUUCUUCGGACACCACACUCAAGAUGUGGAAUUGUUUGUCUGAUGGGACAUGCACCAAAACACUCCGCCAGCACUCUGACUAUGUAACCUGUCUUGCUGCAGCAGAAGAAAAUAGCAAUAUUGUUGCCUCUGGUGGCCUUGGUGGGGAGGUUUAUAUAUGGGAUCUUGAAGCAGCGCUCGUUCCUGUUUCAAAGUCUGUUGAUGCAAUGGAGGAAGAGAGUUCAAAUGGAAUAAUUGGUCCUGGAAAUUCUGGGCUGUCCAUUACCAGUCUCCGCACUAUUAGUUCAAGCAGCAACAUCUCUCUGCAUCCAACUCAGCCGCAUGGAUACAGUCCAAUUGCUGCCAAAGGUCAUAAAGAGUCAGUAUAUGCAUUAGCAAUGAAUGAUAGUGGAACCCUACUCGUUUCUGGUGGGACUGAGAAGGUGGUGCGUGUUUGGGAUCCUAGAACUGGUUCAAAGAACAUGAAGCUAAGGGGGCAUACUGACAACAUUAGGGCAUUGCUUCUGGAUUCAACUGGCAGGUAUUGCUUAUCAGGCUCUUCAGAUUCUAUGAUCCGACUCUGGGAUCUCGGUCAGCAGCGAUGCGUUCAUUCCUAUGCUGUCCAUACAGAUUCUGUUUGGGCACUUGCGAGCACCCCAACGUUCAGCCAUGUUUAUAGUGGUGGGAGGGACCUCUCUUUGUACCUGACGGACUUGUCAACAAGGGAGAGCAUUUUGCUUUGCACAAAGGAACACCCCAUCUUACAGUUGGCCUUGCAAGAUGAUAGUAUAUGGGUUGCAACAACAGAUUCCUCUUUGCAUAGGUGGCCAGCUGAGGGACGUAACCCACAGAAGGUUUUUCAAAAAGGUGGUUCAUUCUUGGCUGGCAAUUUGUCAUUUACGCGGGCAAGGGCUUUAGAAGGAUCUAGUCCUGUGCCUGUUUACAAAGAGCCAUCAUUCACAAUUCCUGGAACACCGGGCAUUGUGCAGCAUGAGAUUUUGAACAACAGAAGGCAGGUCUUGACUAAGGAUGCUGCCGGCUCUGUAAAGUUGUGGGAGAUCACGAGGGGCAUUGUGGUUGAGGACUAUGGCAAGGUUUCCUUCGAAGAAAAGAAAGAAGAGCUGUUUGAAAUGGUAAGCAUUCCUGCAUGGUUCACCAUGGAUACUCGGCUUGGGAGCUUGUCUGUCCAUUUGGACACCCCACAAUGCUUUUCAGCAGAGAUGUAUGCAGUUGAUCUGAACAUUUCAGGGGCAUCUGAAGAUCUAAAGAUCAAUCUAGCUCAUGAGACUCUACGUGGUCUAUUGGCUCAUUGGUUGGCCAGGAGAAAGCAGAAGGCAUCACCCGUUUCAGCUAAUGGUGAUGUAUCAUUGGGUAAAGAUAUUCCCAUUAGAAAUCAUUCCCAUUCAAGAGUCGAGGUUCAUGAUGGAGCUGAAAACCACAGCACCAUAGCCCAUCCUUCAUUUGAGUUUUCAACUGUCUACCCUCCUUCCAUCAUUACUGAGGGCUCUCACGGAGGUCCUUGGCGAAAGAAAAUCACAGACUUAGAUGGCACCGAAGAUGAAAAGGAUUUUCCAUUGUGGUGCUUAGAUUGUGUAUCGAUUGGCCGAUUACCUCCCAGAGAAAAUUCCAAAUGCAGCUUUUAUCUACAGCCAUCUGAAGGUUCAACCAUCCAAGUUCUCACGCAAGGGAAGUUGAGUGCACCGCGGAUAUUGAGGAUACACAAAGUUAUUAACUAUGUCGUAGAAAAAAUGGUUCUUGACAAACCGAUGGACGGUGGGAACUCAGACGGGACAUUUACAUCAGCACUGCCAGGAGGACAAUCACAACUUCCAAUAAUUGGAGAUGGCUCAUUCCGGUCUGGCUUGAAGCCAUGGCAAAAGCUAAAGCCAUCUAUAGAGAUCUUAUGUAAUAAUCAGGUCUUAUCCCCUGAAAUGAGCUUAGCUACUGUGCGGGCAUAUAUAUGGAAGAAGCCAGAUGAUUUGAUCCUUAAUUACAGGGUGGUGCAGGGAAGAUGAUUAGUCCAUGGGACCACCAGUGACAGAUUGAUUUAUGGAACUUGGAAUCAAUGGCAGGGGACGGAAUUUUAGAAUGUAAAAAUGCUAUUUAUUUCUUCAGGAUGCUGGUUGUAGUCAAGAUUACUUGUUUCUUCCUUGUCAAGCAGGGAGUUGGAGCCAUGGAUGAAGCUAUAUAAAUUUAUUCUUCAAAGUCUGCUCACAAGAUUGCCCGGUCUUGAAGUGUGAUGCUUGGGUGGUGGGUGAGAUUAUUGGAUGGACACUGUUUUAUGCGAAGGGCUUGGGGGUGGAUGAGAAAUGGACUGUGUAUCUGAUGAUUGGAGGACCUCAAUUGAAAAUGAUAAAGAGUUCCAAGAGCCCAGAGUGUGAGAAUGUUGAUGAUGUCGAAAGCCAUUGUAGAUUUGAAUCAGUAAAGUAACUCUUUAGGAGGUAAAUUACCUUGAAAUAAGUACUUCCGCAACCGUAUUAUUCAUUUAUGUUUUGUUUCUCCCAAGAGUUUGUUUUCAGAUAGUUAAAUAACACUUUUCUAAUGGCAUGCGGUUGCUCAAAAGUGUCGGUUGAUUGUAACAUAAUUUCAUGUGUUUUGAUUUUAUGAGGCGCUACGCAUUAUCCA
Messenger RNA from Magnolia sinica, 3136 nucleotides. RefSeq lists its product as uncharacterized. Bases 235 to 2526 code for a protein of 763 amino acids. The record is from RefSeq and is a predicted model, not a curated record. Gene Ontology annotation, molecular function: ubiquitin binding. Lineage: Eukaryota; Viridiplantae; Streptophyta; Magnoliopsida; Magnoliales; Magnoliaceae. Gene Ontology annotation, biological process: double-strand break repair via homologous recombination; protein deubiquitination. The transcript has 20 exons.